This is a messenger RNA of Amoebophrya sp. A120, 1207 nucleotides long. The record is from the annotation of a GenBank genome assembly. NCBI's taxonomy places the organism in Eukaryota, Dinophyceae, Syndiniales, Amoebophryaceae.
GAACCACCCAGCGAAAAGACGCAGCGGCCAGGCGAGCGAGGGCGCGGAAACUCGGCGCCCUCUAGUCUACCACUGGCGCCCGGCCCGCUCGCCUAUGGCCAGGCAAAUUCCCGCGGGGCGGCGCGACAUGCAACUCAGAAACACGAACCAACCAACGCAACGACACAGCGGCCAGACCAGGGCACGGAGACUCGGCGCCCCCUACCACUGGCGCCCGGCCCGCUCGCCCAGGGCCAGACGAAUUCCCGCGGGGCGGCGCGAAAUGCAACGCAGAGCAGCGCGCCAACCACGGCAAAGGUCAACCAGAUCGACCGCCAAGGGGCCCGGAUUUUGAAAAUUACCAAGGCGGCGAAACGCGGCCACAAAAGAUCCCGAGCCGAGUCAUGGGUCGCGAAAGCCCACACACAGGGGAGAAACACAACCGAGGGCGAAAAAUGGGAGCCCCGAAAGGGAGAAGAACAAGCCGGGCGGCUCAUCCAGAUAAGAACUGCGACCCAUCGCGCCAAACGCGCCGGCUCUGGGCGGUGGGUCACGGGCUGGAUCACGCGAAGCGACAGCACCACCCUCCGGGUUUUUUGCGUCGUUUCCCUGCGUUUCGUACGUGCAUCAGGUGCAAAAAAGUUGCAGCUGAUCUUUCAAAGGUCUGCCGAAAUUACGAAAAAAAUAAAAACGGCAGAAAGCCGGACCAUAGGGCUUCGAUUUUCCUCAUGUUUUUCCAGCGACAGUUUUUUUAGAAUUUCUUGAAACUUUUUCAAAAUUCUUGUCGUAAUCCAUGCAGUUUUUUGUCGUAAAAGUACCCGGCUCCGCGUUUCAAAUCCCGGAAGAAAAGCCGGUCGGCCGGCGGCCGGCAACAGCUAACCCCACAGCGGUCGCGGAAGAAUCCCACAGGAUAAGAAACGCAGGACACCGCAGGGCCCGGCAUACCCCAAACAAAACGCGGACCAUCCCAAAGGCCCUCCCACCACGCCCAAAGGCACGCCCGGAAACCAAGCAGGACGAUAGGCAGCGCGGAAAAUGCAGAAACUCCCACCAUCCGCGCCAAAUUUUUUUUCGCAGCGCAAGUCCUCUGCGGGAUUUUUUAAAGUCACGCCCUGAAUUUUUAUAAUUUACCGCGACUGGGGCCCGAUCUGGUUGGCAAAGGCGCAGCGACCAGGCAAGGGCGCGGAGGCUCGGCGCCCUCUACCACGGGCGUCCGGCCCGCUCGCCC